CGCCCCUGCCGGAUAGGUGAAGGUGAGAGUCUCCUCCAGCCACCGGGACUAGACGGGACCCAGCGGCUCCGGACGCAGAGUGGAAGUUCUCGGUUGUCUCCAGCUCCACUGCAAUGGCGCCUCCUUCUGUGUUCGCCGAGGUUCCGCAGGCCCAGCCCGUCCUUGUCUUUAAGCUCACUGCCGAUUUCCGGGAGGAUCCGGACCCCCGCAAGGUCAACCUGGGCGUGGGAGCUUAUCGCACAGAUGACUGCCAGCCAUGGGUUUUGCCCGUCGUGAGGAAGGUGGAGCAGAAGAUUGCUAACGACAGUAGCCUAAACCACGAGUACCUGCCCAUCCUGGGCCUGGCGGAGUUCCGGACCUGUGCAUCCCGCCUCGCCCUUGGGGAUAACAGUCCAGCUCUCCAGGAGAAUCGGGUGGGAGGUGUGCAGUCUUUGGGGGGAACAGGCGCACUUCGAAUCGGAGCUGAGUUCUUAGCGCGAUGGUACAAUGGAACGAACAACAAGGACACGCCUGUCUACGUGUCCUCACCAACCUGGGAGAAUCAUAAUGGUGUCUUUUCUGCUGCUGGAUUUAAAGACAUUCGGUCCUAUCACUAUUGGGAUGCAGCGAAGAGAGGACUCGAUCUCCAGGGUUUCCUGAAUGAUCUGGAGAAUGCCCCCGAGUUCUCCAUCUUUGUCCUCCACGCCUGUGCACACAACCCGACCGGGACUGACCCAACUCCGGAGCAGUGGAAGCAGAUCGCCGCUGUCAUGAAGCGCCGGUUUCUGUUCCCCUUCUUUGACUCAGCCUAUCAGGGCUUUGCAUCUGGAGACCUUGAGAAAGACGCCUGGGCCGUCCGCUAUUUUGUGUCUGAAGGAUUUGAGCUCUUCUGUGCUCAGUCCUUUUCCAAGAACUUCGGGCUCUACAAUGAGCGAGUGGGCAAUCUGACCGUGGUUGCAAAAGAACCUGACAGCAUCCUGCGGGUCCUUUCCCAGAUGGAGAAGAUUGUGCGAAUUACUUGGUCCAACCCCCCUGCUCAGGGCGCACGAAUUGUGGCCUCUACCCUCUCUAACCCUGAGCUCUUCAAAGAAUGGACAGGUAAUGUGAAGACAAUGGCUGACCGGAUUCUGACCAUGAGAUCUGAACUCAGGGCACGCUUAGAAGCCCUCAAGACUCCUGGAACCUGGAACCACAUCACUGAGCAAAUUGGAAUGUUCAGCUUCACUGGGUUGAACCCCAAGCAGGUUGAAUAUCUGGUUAAGGAAAAGCACAUCUAUCUGCUGCCAAGUGGCCGGAUCAACAUGUGUGGCUUAACUACUAAAAAUCUAGAUUAUGUGGCCACCUCCAUUCAUGAAGCAGUCACCAAAAUCCAGUGAGGAAACACCUCCCCAACCAGCGUCACCAAAGCGGCCCUGUCUCGUGUGUCCCCCGCCUGUGCAAGCCUAGCUGUGCGUGUCACGGAAAGAGACUCCAGAGGCUGGAGGCUGCUCUGGUGAGGCGGCCCCACGUGAGGAGGGCUUCCCUUGUAAGAAAUGGGGGCCAGGGAUUAGAGCCCCUUAGGAGGCCAGAGCAAAUUAAGGUUUUAAUUUAAGAAGAAUAAAAAGGUACUUUGAUCAUGACACAUAGAUAUCUUGCCCCCUCACUAGAAGCCAGAAUGUUGCCUCUGUUGCUCAUGUGCUUCUGUGUAUUGCUUGACUCUGCACAGUCUUGUCCCAAAGAUCAAGUUCUCAGAAGAGCCAGCCGUGAUUUGUGAGUGUUGGCUGUGUCAUUAAAACUCGUCAUCUCUACCCAGAGUGUCUGUCUCCUGCUCUUUCUGCAUGGUUGUGUCCCUAGCGCUAAGCUCUAGUUCUCUAGGGGGAACAAGGUUAGAUUUACCUCUCUCUCUCUCUCUCUCUCUCUCUCUCUCUCUCUCUCUCUCUCUCACACACACACACACACACACACACACACACACACACACACAGUUAAUGGAAACAGAAGUUUAAGAAAACCGUAUUUACCCUUGCUGGGAGCAGUGCGUUCUGAUGUUUUUCCAUUUUAUUGUGUUCUGUUUCACUAAAGAAAUAAAAGUUAACUGAGACCUA
Suricata suricatta (meerkat) is the source of this 2063-nucleotide messenger RNA. It is a transcript of the gene GOT1, whose product is annotated as glutamic-oxaloacetic transaminase 1. Gene Ontology annotation, biological process: L-aspartate biosynthetic process. The coding region runs from base 114 to 1355 and encodes 413 amino acids. NCBI's taxonomy places the organism in Eukaryota, Metazoa, Chordata, Mammalia, Carnivora, Herpestidae. Gene Ontology annotation, molecular function: pyridoxal phosphate binding; L-aspartate:2-oxoglutarate transaminase activity. The transcript is spliced from 9 exons. Gene Ontology annotation, cellular component: cytosol. The record is from RefSeq and is a predicted model, not a curated record.